Aspergillus heteromorphus CBS 117.55 is the source of this 534-nucleotide messenger RNA. Its product is annotated as SCP2 sterol-binding domain-containing protein. Gene Ontology annotation, cellular component: cytosol. NCBI's taxonomy places the organism in Eukaryota, Fungi, Ascomycota, Eurotiomycetes, Eurotiales, Aspergillaceae. The transcript is spliced from 3 exons. The record is from RefSeq and is a predicted model, not a curated record. Bases 1 to 390 code for a protein of 129 amino acids.
AUGUCUCUCAAACACAGCGCUUUCCCUUCCUCCGCCGCCUUCGACGCGAUCAACGCCACCCUCCAGUCUGACGCCGCAGAGCGCAAAGACGCCAUCAACAAGGCCAAGGCCAUCGUUGCUUUCAACAUCAAGAACGCCAAGGGUGAAGAGGAGAGCUGGCAUCUCGAUCUCAAGGACAAGGGACACGUCGCCAAGGGUGCUGCACCCGCGGGCGGAAAAGCCGAUGUGACUCUUUCUCUAUCCGAUGAGGACUUCAGUUCUCUGGUCAGCGGAAAGGCCAACGCGCAGCGACUCUUCAUGGGUGGAAAGCUCAAGAUCAAGGGCAAUAUCAUGAAGGCGACCAAGAUGGAGCCCGUCCUGAAGAAGGCCCAGGGCAAGGCCAAGCUAUAGAUACCCUGUUUUGUAUUUUUUCCUCUUUUACGCCUUUGAACUCGAUGCAUGGACGUCGACUUAUUAUGAUGACGUUUUCUUUUAUUUCUGCUUAGCCUAAAUUGGUAUCGCUUUUGGUAGAAUCUAUCAACACUGGGUUUUUUC